Amyelois transitella is the source of this 1518-nucleotide messenger RNA. Its product is annotated as E3 SUMO-protein ligase ZBED1-like. The transcript has a single exon. Bases 1 to 1518 code for a protein of 505 amino acids. The record is from RefSeq and is a predicted model, not a curated record. Gene Ontology annotation, molecular function: protein dimerization activity. NCBI's taxonomy places the organism in Eukaryota, Metazoa, Arthropoda, Insecta, Lepidoptera, Pyralidae.
AUGAUUUGCACUGAUAUUCAGCCUUUGCAAAUAGUAGAAAAUAAAGGAUUUAUCAACUUUGUCCGGACAUUACAUGCCGAUUACAUUCUCCCAGACAGAAAAACUUUGUCGGAAAGGUAUUUACCUCAACAGUACCAACUGGCACGCUCUUCUCUAGCUGAUAAGCUAGAAGAUGUAAAGAAUUUGGCUCUAACUACAGAUAUGUGGACCUCGGAUAGCAAUAAGUCGUAUUUGACGGUCACAGUUCAUUUCAUUAGCGAAUCAAAACUAUUCGCGCGUACGUUAAGCACAGUAGAAGUAAAAGAUGUACAUUCUGCGACUGUUAUAGCCAACGUUUUAGAUACUGUUUUGGAGGAAUGGAGAAUCAGUAACAAAGUUGUUACUGUUGUAACUGACAACGCCUCCAAUAUUAAAAAGGCUGUAUCGGAAUAUUUAAAUAAAAGAAAUCACUUUUGUGUGGCCCAUACUCUAAAUUUAGCAGUAUCUGACUGUAAAAAAUCAAACUUGCCAUUGACGUCAUUGUUAGAAAAAUGUCAUACUGUAGUAACUUAUUUCAAACAAAGUACUAAAGCAGCUUACAAAUUAAAAGAACUGCAAGAGCAGAUGAACCACCCUGUCAUAAAAUUAAAACAAGAGGUUAUUACAAGAUGGAACUCAAGUUUUGAAAUGAUGGAGAGACUACUACAGACUAAAUUAUCCUUAUCAGCCGCAUUGUCUACCAUGUCUUCUGCUCCGGAAAAUUUCACUGCUAACCAAUGGGAGGCAAUAGAAGAUUGCGUCAGUGUUUUAAAACCUAUUGAGCAAUUGACUACAAUACUAUCUGGCGAAAAAUAUCCAACUUUGUCCUCUAUGAUACCGUUAAUCAGAAAUGUCCAAACUUGUCUUAUAAAGAAGGUUCCGGUUACAGAAAUAGGUGAAAAUCUAAAAAUCUCUUUGCAUUCUGCUAUCACUAAACGCCUCGGUAUCUUAGAGACCAACAAAACUGCUGCCAAAUCCACUUUUUUAGACCCCCGCUACAAGAAAGCUGGUUUUGGCCUCGAAGCCAAUGCAGAAAAGGCUGCCCAAUGGGUUAUAGAAGAGUUAGAAUCAGAGAUUAUAAAAAAAAAUAGGAAUUUAGCUCCUGAUGAAUCUAGUCAGACAGUGAACACGUCAAGUAAUGCUAAUGCUAGCAUUGGCACAAAUAAUAAGGCUAAUGAUUUAUGGGAGGAUUUUGACAAAAAAAUAUCAGAGAGAGAAUUAAUACAAACACCUACUUCUUCUGCUAUAGUGAUUGUGAAACAAUAUAGAGAAAUGCAAUAUUUAGAUCGUCAUCUCGAACCAAUACUAUUUUGGGAACAGCGAAAAAAAGCGAUGCCGGAGUUAUAUGAGUUAGCUAUUAAAUAUUUAUGUAUACCUGCAUCAUCCGUUCCUGCAGAACGAGUGUUCUCUAAAGCAGCCUUAAUUUGUAACCAAAGAAGAAAUAGAUUAGAUUCUAAAAAAGUAGACGAAAUCAUUUUUCUAAAUAGUUACUUCUCAUAA